AUGGAUAAUAAUAUUUAUGAUUAUAUAAGUUCCUUCCCCGGAUGUAAAAAGACGUUAGAGGAUCAAAAAGCUAAAAGAGACAGAAGUUACAUAGGAAAAUGUGAAGAUAUUAUGAAAAAAUAUUUAACAGAUAAUAGUUCAGAUAAUUAUAUUAUUUGCACCACAGCUAUGUCAUAUAUAGAUAAUUUAUCUCGUUAUAAGAAUGAAAUACCUCAAAAUAUCCUUUGUUCAUACCUGUAUUAUUGGAUAUAUCAUGAACUUUUGAAAAAAGGUAAAAGUUGUGAUACAAAAAAUCUUUACCAAAAAUUUAUGAGUAUUUAUGAUUAUCCUGGAAUACAUAACCCAUGUAAAACGUAUGCGGACAAUAUUACUUCCAAUGAUAAUUUUGAAAAAGUCAAAUAUUUAUAUGAAACAUCUCUAUGUCUUAGGACAAUAGAACAUGAUGAAGAAAUAUGUGAAGACAAUCAUUUUUGUGCUACAUUAAAAAAUAUUAUUAAAACAUAUAAUGACAAAAAUAUAUCUGAAUUAUGUGAAUGUGAUAAACCAGAAAGGUUAUCCUCUAUGCAAACUAAUACAAAGGCUAAUAUAAUAAUUACAAUUCUUGUUACAUUAGUAGUAUUACUGUUGUUAUUUAUUUUUCUUAAGUAUACCUCAUUCCUUACACGCUUACCCUAUAAAUUAAGACGUAAAAUAAGUGAGUUCAUAAAUAAAGAAGAAGAAAUGAAUAUGUUGCAUCAACAUGAAGACUUUAAUAGUAUAUCAAUGAAUAAUGGAUAUAAUAUAGUGUAUAAUUCAGAAUAA
Messenger RNA from Plasmodium gonderi, 801 nucleotides. RefSeq names its product variable surface protein. The record is from RefSeq and is a predicted model, not a curated record. The transcript has 3 exons. The coding region runs from base 1 to 801 and encodes 266 amino acids. Lineage: Eukaryota; Apicomplexa; Aconoidasida; Haemosporida; Plasmodiidae.